AUGCCGGACCCAGGCUUGAACGCCGACCAAACAGCCUACAUGAUGAUCGUCCUAAAGAACACGGAGAUGAAUCCCGACUGGAAGCUCAUCACCGUAGAAGCAGGCAUCAGCAAACCCAGCAACGCGCAGCGCAAGUUCCGCCAGAUCGUCGAGGCGGCGGGGUUCAAGCUCGUGAAUAACCAGAUCGUGGAUCCGGGUGAGGACGAACACGAAGAUCACGCUGGGAAUGCUACUCGGGCCCCGUCUCCAUCUGCGACUUCGCAGGGGAGGAAGCGAAAAUCGCCUACUAAGGAUAAGAAGGACGCGAGCGAGGAGGCGGAGCCGGGUAUCAAGAAGAGGGAGAAGAAGGCAAGCCAGCCUGUUGGCGAUGUGAAGCGUCGUGGAAAGGACGAGAUCAAGGACGAGGCUGCAGAUUAG
Cladophialophora yegresii CBS 114405 is the source of this 417-nucleotide messenger RNA. RefSeq lists its product as uncharacterized. Lineage: Eukaryota; Fungi; Ascomycota; Eurotiomycetes; Chaetothyriales; Herpotrichiellaceae. Bases 1 to 417 code for a protein of 138 amino acids. The transcript is spliced from 2 exons. The record is from RefSeq and is a predicted model, not a curated record.